CUUAUAUCUUUUUUACACAGAAAUGGAAAAUUUCGCCUUCAGUUUUCUACUUUUUUGGGCAUUUUUGCCUCUUGUGGUGCGCGCUCAAGAAGCCGAAGGCGCGGAAGAAGAAUCAUGCGCUCGUGAAAGCCUUGAUGAUUACAACAUGCCCCUUAGAAUCGGUUCCCUCUUCAUUAUCCUCGUCACAAGUGCUGUUGGCACCUUUGUCCCCAUGCUUCUCCACCGCAUCCACCCGUACAGCGAGGGAAGCUUCCGUUAUUGGGUUCUCACUGUCGGCAAAUUCUUCGGCACCGGCGUUAUCCUUGCUACUGCGUUCAUUCACAUGCUUCCUGAAUCUCUCGAGAACUUCAGCAGCCCUUGCUUGAGUGAAGGGUGGCAAAGUUACGGUGCAUUCGCCGGCAUCUUUUGCAUGAUAUCAUCCUUUGCCCUCCAGCUACUCGAACUCGGUGCCGCCACCUACAUGGACAAAUUACGCGCAAAACGUCAAAACAGCGCCGAAGCCAGCUUCAACGAGGACGACAUGGAGAAAAAAACUGGUCUCGAACACGGCCAUGUUCACGGUGGAGCCCUGUUUGAAGAAGACGAAAAAGCUUUCCGUAAUGUUGGCGUCAUGAUGCUCGAACUCGGCAUUGUCAUGCAUUCCAUAAUCAUUGGCAUUACGCUUGCCAACACCGGCAAUGACGAAUUUGUCACAUUGAUCAUUGCACUAGUCUUCCACCAGUUUUUUGAAGGUAUCGCCCUUGGCACAAGAAUCAACGAAAUGGAACACAAAUCUUGGGUUCGCCCUCUCAUUCUAGGUGGGCUUUUCAUCAUCAUGACACCCAUCGGUGUUGCCAUUGGUAUCGGUAUCCACUCGUCAUUUAAUCCAAACUCUUCGUCUUCCGUGCUGGCCAAUGCUGUUCUGGAUUCGUUGUCGGCUGGUAUCUUACUGUACAAUGCCUACGUUUCAUUGAUGAGCGCUGAAAUCAACCACAACCUCAAAUUUCGACAAAGUUCGCUCACAAACAAGGCAGUUUGCUUCCUGUCCAUGUAUAUCGGUGCUGGUUUGAUGGCGUUGAUUGGUAAAUGGGCUUAAAAAGACCCAUCUCUGUUCUUCACUUGGCACACAAAGAAAGUUAAUACCCUUCCACACCCUAUUUUUGCCACUAUUACCAUUCCUCUUCCUUUGGUCUCUACCUCCUCUUACUCAAUUGUUCCUCCAUAGUCAUUUCUGUUGAUACAGCUUAGCCUUGUUUGUGUAAUCCUCUUCUACAAAUAUGUAACGCAAUUAUAAAUAGCUAUUAUACAUUAAAUUCUCAUCCCGUGUAUUAUUUUCAUAA
Molecule: messenger RNA, 1319 nt
Organism: Zychaea mexicana
Lineage: Eukaryota; Fungi; Mucoromycota; Mucoromycetes; Mucorales; Lichtheimiaceae
Product: Zinc/iron permease
Exons: 5
Coding region: 23-1075 (350 amino acids)
Biological process (GO): zinc ion transmembrane transport
Cellular component (GO): plasma membrane
Molecular function (GO): zinc ion transmembrane transporter activity
Source: RefSeq, a predicted model, not a curated record